Alosa sapidissima (American shad) is the source of this 4102-nucleotide messenger RNA. RefSeq names its product glucoside xylosyltransferase 1b (gene gxylt1b). The transcript has 7 exons. Gene Ontology annotation, biological process: protein O-linked glycosylation via N-acetylgalactosamine. The coding region runs from base 173 to 1471 and encodes 432 amino acids. NCBI's taxonomy places the organism in Eukaryota, Metazoa, Chordata, Actinopteri, Clupeiformes, Clupeidae. The record is from RefSeq and is a predicted model, not a curated record. Gene Ontology annotation, molecular function: UDP-xylosyltransferase activity.
GGACGCCCCUCGCAACGCCUGAAUGCGGUGGGGGAUGGUAGUGUCUGUUCGCUUGGCACCUCAAGACUACUCAUGGCGACUACAAUUGCCAUGAGCUUUUGUUGAUCGGGUUGGCCUGUCUCUGAUUCGGCUGUCAUGAAUCUGAGAGCUAAACCACAAUUAAAUAACCAAGAUGCGGCGAUACGUUCGUGUUCUAGCGUUAUGCAUAGUGUUUGCGAUUGUCUCCGUGCUGUAUGUGUUCAGCAAUCUUUCCUCUUUGGGGACCUCCGUAGCCGUUGUUGGGGGUCUCGCUUUCUCACGACCCUCUUCACUACAAAGUGACGUCGGGAAGAUAGCUAGGCGAUGGCCGGAGACAAGGGGCCCGGUGGACCUGCAGGAUUACAGGCAAGGUGCUGGUGGGGACACUGGCUCCCCCUCUACUCCCCCUACCCGUCCUCCUCCUCCUCCAUCUCCUCCUGAGAGGAGGCGCAGGCGUGAGGAGGAGCCCAUGCAUCUGGCGGUGGUGGCGUGCGGAGACCGGCAGGAGGAGACGCUGACGAUGCUCAAGUCUGUCGUGCUGCUCAGCGCAGGGCCCAUGAGCUUCCACGUCUUCGCCGAGGAGCAGCUGCACCAGGGCUUCAGAGAUGAGCUGGACUCCUGGCCCAGUCUCCACCGGUCCAAGUUUAACUACACCAUCUACCCCAUCAGCUUCCCUGGAAAGCAUCAGGAAGAGUGGAAGAAACUGUUCAAGCCCUGUGCCUCGCAGAGGCUCUUCCUGCCGAUCCUCCUGAAGGACGUGGACUCGUUGCUGUACGUGGAUACGGACACCCUGUUCCUGCGUCCGCUGGAGGACGCGUGGGCGCUGCUGUCCCGCUUCAAUGCCACGCAGCUGGCGGCCAUGUCCCCCGAGCACGAGGAGCCGCGCAUCGCCUGGUACAACCGCUUCGCCCGACACCCCUACUACGGCACCACUGGGGUCAACUCCGGGGUCAUGCUCAUGAACCUCACCAGGAUCCGCGCUGCCCUCUUCAAGAAUGACAUGACGUCCGUGGGCCUGCACUGGGGAGAGCUCCUGUUGCCGCUGUUCCACAAGUACAAACUCAACAUCACAUGGGGAGACCAAGACCUCAUCAACAUCAUCUUCCACCACAACCCUGAAAACUUGUACGUCUUCCCAUGCCAUUGGAACUUCCGGCCAGACCACUGUAUCUAUGGCAGCAAUUGUGAUGCUGCCAAACAAGAGGGCGUGUUCAUUCUCCAUGGCAACCGAGGAGUGUUCCACGACUCCCGGCAACCGGCGUUUAGAGCUAUCUACGAUGCUAUCAGAAAGCACCCUUUGGAGCAGGAUCUGGUGAGCUCACUCCUGCUUCCCUUAGAGAUCAAACUGAACCAAACCACUCACACGUACUGUGGGAAGGUCCACCACUUGUUCACACAGAACUUUGGGCCAACCUUAAUAGACCUCCAAAGAUCCAGAGACCAAGAUGGAUGACCUGAGGAGGAAGACGAGGAGAAGGAGGAAGGAGAUGAUUGUUGAUCCAUCUGUUCACCCCUAUCACAUCCAUGUCCUCCACCGUGAGAGACAUUUUUUUUUUUUUGUUACAUGACGUGGUGGAAGGUCAGUGUUCGCCAGUAAGGCAGUGUCUUUGUUUUGAGAAGAUCUGAACGGGUAUGUACUGUACGUGCACUGACAGACACAUGCAAACACACAGACGGCCACUAAUACGUAAAGAUCUGAACAAAUACUGAGAAUAGUGAGGAUGGGACUAGUCUUCUAACUGGUCUUUCAUUCAGGUGUGAUAUGAAUGAAUGUUGACGUAACAUGGACUGGUCUAUCUUAGACAUACACUUCAUGAAAAUGUGACCAGAUCAGAGUGAACAAUUAGUUUGUUGGACUGGUCAAUAUGUAUAUGUAUGUUUUUUUUAUUUUUUAUGGUGGAGCUCUCAUUAACCCUUAAGCCGGGAAUGUUGGAAAUUGAAGUAUAUCUGGGCGCAUUGAAUUAAAAAUGAAAUUUUAGAACCUUACGUUGUUACGGAACAUGAUCUUCAGUUAGAAUGUUCAAAACUCCCCUGCUGAAGGGUUAAAGUGUGAAAUGGACUCCAAAUUGGUCUUGCACUACUUAGACCCCUACAGCGGUCCUGUCGUCCUGACUAUUGCAUUGGGGUGCGAGAGGGGGCCGUUGAGACCCUGUGAAACUUGCCUCUCCACAAAGUGUGGAAAGGAUAAAGGGAAAUCUCAGUUGUCGGAAGCACACAAACACUUUUAUCUCACGAAACCGCCACCCUUUAAAAUUGAAUUGAGCUGCUUUAUUUCAAAGGUUUAGUGAAGGCCAGUCUUUUUUGACCCUUGGGACAAUGGGAAGUGUAGAAGAAUGUUAAGACAACACGAGGUUUAAAUGUUGUAUCUGUGAAACUGAUAUAUGUGCAACUGACCUCAAGAAUUAUUUUUGCAUACCUUGAGGUCUGGAUGGAUGUAGAGCCAUCCUGAGCAAUUGGAUGUUCUAUAGUAGGUUAGUGUAAUGGAGGCGAACUGAGCUAGCAUGCUAGUUGCCUGUGUAAAUCCUGUAAAAGCGUUCGACUCCCAUGCCGGUGUGUGUUGAGGUGGUAGGUUCUAGGGCCGUGAGCAGCAGACGGAUUACGACCUCUGUUACAUUAGCAAAAUGAAAAGUGCAGUGUUGAUGCAAGGGGAAGAGUAUUUCCUCCCUUGUGGGGAACAUGUUGGUUUCUCCAACCGAUUCUUGUGCCUUGCCAUGGAUGAUUAUCUGAUGUGUCGUAGGCUUUUGGUGCCAUAAACAGAGCUGGAUUAUUUUAACAUUUCUGUGCCAAAUAUUUGUCGCUUGUGACUUAAUUUUAAUACUCGUGGUUCUGUUCAGUUUAUUUUGUGACAUGGCUUUAAGAAUCCAAAGACAUUAUCCAUGAGAAAACAUCACGCAAAAAUACAAAUGUCCUGUUUGUUCAGCUUCCUGCUCAUUCAUGACUACCUCUGUUGUACACAUCUACUCAGAUGAAUAAAUGACUGUGUUGGGGAAUGGUAUUGCUAAUUAGCUUCCGCAUGGCAAAUGAAUGCAUCUACUGGUCUAGCAUACCCAUUUCCAGGACAAAUGAGCUAAUAGUGUUAAGACUGCACAGUGCUGCCUGUUGCUGCCUCUACUUUUGUGAAGAGACAGGAUUUUAUGGGAAGCGCUCUUUUCAUAAGGUGCAUCAGCUACAUGGAUGCAAACACGUUGAAAUACGCAACAAGGGUUUGAUGCGUAUUUGCGUUACAAAAUGUCCUGCCAAAUUUCUUGUGAUAUGAUGUGAGCACAAGUGCUAUGUCAUGACUUUCCAAUGGGGCCCAUCGUUUUGUGUGCCUUGCGUAGAUUAUGAGAGGGCUUUUCAAUACAUGCAUGAGUCUUGUUUACAGCCUACAACUUUACAAGCCUCAUUUACAACUGCUUCUGCGUGGCGUGCGCAGACUAUGAAACUGGCCUAGUAAUGUACUUUUUAAGUCGGUGUCCAUAAAGCAUAUAUUCAGAAAGGGUUAUAAAGCCUUCGUUCAGAAACCCUCAUGAUUUGUUGACUGCACUGAUUGUCUUAAUCAUUGUUUACCUGAUUGUUGUCAUGACUGCACUCCUAAAGUGUUCUAAUGUUCUGACGCAUGAGCCCUAACAGCUUGAAGUUUCACAAUGAUCAUCAUUAUCUAAAGGCUUGUUAUACUUUACGAUGUAUGUAAAAAAAAUUAUAAAGAAUAGAUCAAUGCAUACAUAGUGUACACACUUAAUGUGUGACAUGUUACACAUAUGCCAAAUCAUUAUGAAGCAUUAUGAAUACUUCAUACCGUAAUCCUUUAUAAAUGUCUUAAUAAUGCUUACUGGAUACUGAGUUACAAAGCUUUUUUAUCUCUAAUGUAACACAUUAAAAGUUACACGUUUUCACUUUUUGGUGAAUUGUUUUGGUAGCUGUUAGUGUGCUUCAUUGUUUUGGGGCACCACAACAAGUACUUUAUAUUUUUAAUUAUUUCCAGCUUUUUUGGAAAUGUCUUUUUGUUUUCUUUCAAAUGUAUCUUGAAAGAAAUAGUAUCUUUGUUUUAAAAGAAUUGUGUAUCAGAGUUUAGGUUAACAUGUUUUCAAAAUUAUUAUGUACA